UUGCUCAUUUUGCAAGAAAAACACAACAUACCUGUAGGCGAAACCCAGUGUCUCCGCCCACCUUCAAACUAUAUUUAUGCAGUGUUUUGUCAGUCAGAGCUCACUGAUUGUCUUCAUGAUGACCAUCAUCUCUCUGCUCCUGCUGGUCUCUCUGCUGCCACGCCUGACCUUCACUGUGAAUGGCACAGAAGCAAAAGCCCACUCCAGACCUUACAUGGUUUCUAUUCAAUCGAAUGAGAAACAUGUCUGUGGUGGAUUCCUCAUUUCUGAUGAGUUUGUGUUGACUGCUGCACAUUGCUGGAACGGAUCUGAGACUCUGACGGUUGUGGUUGGUGCUCAUGACUUAAGGGAAAGUAAGAAUUCAGAUCGUAUUGGAGUGAAGUCCUACAUCCCACAUCCAAGAUAUAUGGCUCAAUUUUCUUGGAAUGACAUCAUGCUUUUGAGGUUACAGGAAAAAGUCAACAUAAACAACUAUGUUGAAUGGAUUUCAUUACCAAAGAAAGGAGAAGAUGUUGAGGCAAACACUCUCUGUAGUGUUGCGGGUUGGGGAAGACUGGAGACUAAUGGGUCAUUGAGCGAUCGUCUAAUGGAGGCAAAUGUGUAUAUAAUGAAUAAAAGAGAAUGUUACGACAGGUGGGGAGAGAAGUUCUCAGUAACACAGAUGAUGUGCACAUGUGGCCAUGGUGGAUCCUGCCGUUUUGAUUCUGGGGGUCCUUUGGUUUGUGGACACACUGCAGUUGGUGUCACAGCUUUUGGAUAUAAAUUACUCUGCAAUUCACCUGAGAAACCUAAUGUGUAUAUUAAGAUUUCACCAUAUAUUCCAUGGAUAAACGACACAAUUAGAAAUAAGAAGUGAGUGAAGUUCUUGAAUUAUUCUGCAUGACCUCUUUGAAUAAAAGUAUCACUUGG
Molecule: messenger RNA, 909 nt
Organism: Cyprinus carpio (common carp)
Lineage: Eukaryota; Metazoa; Chordata; Actinopteri; Cypriniformes; Cyprinidae
Product: mast cell protease 1A-like
Exons: 5
Coding region: 77-856 (259 amino acids)
Biological process (GO): proteolysis
Molecular function (GO): serine-type endopeptidase activity
Source: RefSeq, a predicted model, not a curated record